Molecule: messenger RNA, 4200 nt
Organism: Xiphophorus hellerii (green swordtail)
Lineage: Eukaryota; Metazoa; Chordata; Actinopteri; Cyprinodontiformes; Poeciliidae
Product: inward rectifier potassium channel 2-like
Exons: 2
Coding region: 820-2136 (438 amino acids)
Biological process (GO): regulation of monoatomic ion transmembrane transport; potassium ion import across plasma membrane
Cellular component (GO): plasma membrane
Molecular function (GO): inward rectifier potassium channel activity
Source: RefSeq, a predicted model, not a curated record
GGCUCCGUUUUCAUGUGUAUUCGUAUUAGAUUUUUUAUUUGUCUGCCGUCACAUUCAGGGUAAAUUGCUGACAGGCGGUUCUUUAUUAGGCACUUGACGGAGCAACUUUUUUACGGCUGAACAGCGCCUACAUGUGUUCAUAUAUUGUAUAUGAUUACUUUGGCUAGUAAAUUACAAUUUUUUAACUCUGUUUAUGUUGGUGUGUUUUAGAAAACAGAUGUAAAAUAUCGAUUUAGAAGUUCUUUCUUAGUAUGUCUGAAUUAACCACUUUUCCCUAAAUGUCAAACAAAACUAAAUGAAACUGCUAGACCGUCGAAAAGACGCUCCUGGUUCCCAUUGGCUGUGUCUGCUCAGGGGGCGGGGUUUUUGGAGACACGUGUUUUACAAAGUCUUGUCUUCGGAACCACAACUAUCUGCUUCAGUGUCGCUGGAGAGGGUUAUGGCUGGGUUCAAAGCUGCUCACGGGAAACCAGGAGACGAUAACAAACCGGACAAAAUAUUAAGAAGGCGGAGGAGAGCAAAUCUGUCGCAGCUCGGAGUUAUAACAGCGAAAGAAGAUCCAGUUUGCGCUCCAAGAUCCAACAGCCCCUGUCACUGAUGAGACUCAAAGCAAGUGUCAGAGAGGAGUGAACUACCCUCACCGACGGUGCACAGCACUGCCAGAGAAGAACAUCCUCUCCACAGGCCCAAGUCCUGCUGGCCACAUUUCCUGCCCUAGAUUGACCCCCAGAGAACUCAAAACUGUUUCUCCAACGCUUCUACCAAAAACUGAGACUGUUUUCCAAAGCAGAACUGGCCCAGCCCCCACAAUUGGAAGUGAUGGGGAGCCUGCGUAGCCACCGUUACAGCAUCGUGUCCUCAGAGGAAGAUGGCAUGAAGUUAGCAUCCAUCGCCGUUCCAAAUGGCUACGGGAAUGGCAACGUAAACAAAGGACACAUGGAGCAGCAGCGUCAGAGCCGCUUUGUCAGCAAGGACGGCCACUGCAAUGUGCAGUUUAUCAAUAUGAGCGAAAAAGGCCAGCGCUACCUGGCAGAUAUCUUCACCACCUGCGUGGACAUCCGCUGGCGCUGGAUGUUUGUCAUAUUCUGUCUGUCUUUCCUCUUGUCAUGGUUGUUUUUUGGACUUGUCUUCUGGGUCGUGGCACUGGUUUAUGGGGACUUGGAGAAUGAGACUCAAUUAUGUGUUUCCAAUGUGGACAGCUUCACUGCAGCCUUUUUGUUUUCAGUCGAGACCCAAACCACAAUUGGGUAUGGUUACCGCUAUGUGACGGAGGAAUGUCCCAUUGCUGUUUUCAUGGUGGUGUUUCAAAGCAUUGUGGGCUGCAUUAUUGAUGCUUUUAUCAUUGGUGCCGUCAUGGCCAAGAUGGCAAAGCCCAAGAAGAGGAAUGAGACUCUUGUGUUCAGCCACUAUGCUGCGGUAGCAAUGAGGGACGGUAAGCUAUGCCUGAUGUGGAGGGUUGGAAACCUGAGGAAAAGUCACUUGGUAGAGGCUCACGUCAGGGCGCAGCUCCUCAAGUCCCGCACCACAGUGGAGGGAGAGUUCAUUCCUCUGGAUCAGGUAGACAUUGACGUCGGCUUUGACAGUGGGAUCGACAGAAUCUUCCUUGUAUCUCCGAUCACCAUCGUGCAUGAGAUUGAUGAGGACAGCCCAUUCUACGAGAUGAACAAGCAGGAGCUGGAGACCUCAGAGUUUGAGAUUGUUGUGAUUCUCGAGGGUAUGGUGGAGGCCACUGCCAUGACAACUCAGUGUCGGAGCUCCUACGUGGCCGGCGAGAUCCUCUGGGGCCACCGCUUUGAGCCAGUGCUCUUUGAAGAAAAGAACUACUACAAAGUAGACUACUCAAGAUUUGACAACACCUACGAGGUGCCCAGCACUCCCACUUGUAGUGCUAGGGAGCUGGCUGAGAAGAAAUCGAAUUCUUCCAGCCUGAGGAACUCGUUUUGCUACGAGAACGAAGUGGCUCUGGAGAAAGUUGAGAUGGAGGAGGAGUUAGAGGAGGACAAUAGCAGGUUGAUGAGGGACGCUGAGGUUAGUGGUCUUGAGGAUACAAGCGCAGAUUUGGUUUCAAACUCAGAAUGCAACCUGGACUGUUUGCCUUUAGAAGCAAGACCUUUCACAGCAGAAUCAGAGAUAUAACUGCUUGAACUCUAAAUGGACUUGAACUCUAUUCUGGUUGGUGUUUUUAAUAAUUGCAUGGCAGUUUGUUAGAAACCAGGGUUUAAAAGUCUCUGUGCAGAAGCACAGUGUGCACUUAAAACCAAAUAUAAACUUCUUAUAUAAUUUAUGGAGUCACUGUUUGCAUGGGUUGUGUUAUAAAAUGGGUUACAUGUAACACACACACAGUGCAGUAUGUUCUCUUAACAGGAUAUAAAUUUGAAUAUUUUAUUAAAAAGCUAUUUUCCAUUUGAUUAAUUACAUAUUCCUUGUUUGCACAUGUGCAAAGAAACAUCCUGAACUUAAUAUUUUUUGUGGUUUUCUAAGUGUCACACAGGAUUAAAAUAAAAGUUUUGAAAAUAGUACUCAAACUUGUUUUAAAGGUUAAAAUUACCAACACAAAAAAUGGGUCUAUGAUUGUUAAUGAGCUGGUCUCUUAGCAAAAACUUUCAGUCUUCUUAAAUGUGCUGGUUUAAUGGUCAAAUAGAAAAAAAGUAUGAUUUGCACAAAUUCUGAGUACACUACUCUCCUCAGCCUAUCAUCUUGUCCAUGUGGAGAAUCUUUUGCAACGUGUGCCUUAACAAAAGUUCUGGUCUACAGGAACUCAGCUGAUUUCACUCUGAUUGAGCACACACUGCAUUAGAUCUCACAGAGCACAGACACAUGAAGAUGUGAUUUUUUUUAAAAUUUAUUUUAUUUUAUUUUUGCAGAUUGCUGCCACUUCUUGCAGGUUUUUGUGUUUUAAUGUGCAAUACUGUCAGGUGUCAGGAAGAGACAUGAGGCCCGAUCACGAGCCAAGGCGAUGAAUGUUAAAGCUAAGUGCUGCUAAGUUACAUAUUGUAUAGACAGAAAUCUCAGAGCCAAACUGUAUUAGUGUUAUUGUUUUCAAAUUGCAGAUUGCACAUUAGUGUUUUAUCUAGCUGUAGACAAGCAUGAUUAUGUGGAGUGUGUUCUUUAAAGCUUCAAUGCACUUCUUUUUCCGCAACAGAAACUUCUUCCUCCAAAGAAAAACAGAAAUGGCUUUACUAUUCAAAGUUAGGUAUGUACGUACGUGCUAUACGUUAAAUCGUUAAAUAUAAAACCUAAUGUCUUUCCUCAACUAGCAAUGGUUGAUUGAUGAAGGAUUGAUUGAACAGAUUAUUACCACAGUUUACUCUAUAUAAACAUAAUUUUUGACGUGAGAUAUGCAGAAUCCAGAUACAUUCUAGUUACACUGCUUUCCAAAUGUAUUCAUACCUUAUGAAUACCUUUUUCAUAUUUUGUCCUGUUACGGUUUUGUCCCAAAAUUCAAAGUAUUAACUGGAUUUGUAAUUUAAAGACCAACACAAGUGGUGCAUAAAUAUGAAUUAAAAUUAAAGUUUUGUUUUAGCAGAAAUAUAUGCUUUGAUUCAAAAGACAAAAAUGUAACCGAAAAACUACAUUUUAGUGUUGUCUGACUAGAGCACCUUCAUCCACAUGUGACGCUUAGAUGAAGACUCAGCAAACCCACCAAAAAGAGCUGCAGAUACUCAUUUGAGCUGUGAAAGCUGAUUCCCUCCUAUUUCACAGUUAUUAACUUCUUUGUGUUGGUUUUCAAUAUAAAGUCCAGAUGAAACACACUCAGUUCUGUGGUUUCAAGCUGUGGAAACGUUUAAGCGGUAUUAAUGCUUUUGCAAUGCAGUGUAAGUCGUCUCAGUCCUGGUGAAGUCAUGGCUGAAAAGAUGUUUGCUUUGGAUGGUUAACAAUCAUCAAUGUUAACUGAUAUUGCAGUCAUAGUUUAAAAAAAAGAACACCCUGCACGGAUCAAAUUUACUCAUUUUAGUCUUACAGAAGGUUUAGUUUUAGUCAUCAUUGUAAGAAUUAAUCUUGUGGAUGCCAGACCACUGUAGUGUUUCUGUUUUAGGUUUUUAUUUUUCUACUGUCUUCCCACUUUCCUGCAGAACCCAGACUGUACAGCUUUUUUAAAAAAAAAAAAAUCUUUUGUAAAUUAUAUUGCACUGUAUAGUGAUAAUGCAGAUAAAACUAUUUAUGUCCUUGUUUUUUCAAUAAAACACUAAAACAAAUUCA